This is a messenger RNA of Ylistrum balloti, 3224 nucleotides long. Its product is annotated as protein pigeon-like. NCBI's taxonomy places the organism in Eukaryota, Metazoa, Mollusca, Bivalvia, Pectinida, Pectinidae. Bases 25 to 3051 code for a protein of 1008 amino acids. The transcript has 31 exons. Gene Ontology annotation, cellular component: trans-Golgi network. Gene Ontology annotation, biological process: positive regulation of amyloid-beta formation. The record is from RefSeq and is a predicted model, not a curated record.
ACGGAAAAACAGUUUACUUCAUCAAUGAUUGAGCUAAAGAAAGUAUGCAGCCUGACUCAGGAGGCUGCGAAAUUCAUUUCUAGCUGGCGGCGUCAAAAUAAGCUGCCGCAAACAGAUACAACUGAGACACCUCGACUUUUGAACCAGGAAAAAAAUGGAGUAAUUCUGUUUACAUGGGAUGAUGCAACAGAACACAGCAAGGGAAGCAUAGUUACCCAUGUGGGGUUGUAUGAUCCGGCCGUACAGAAACAUCAGUUGAUAUGGACUUAUUCCCAGCGUGUCAACAUUGUCUCCUGUUCCAUCAACCAGGCAAGGUCGCUUUUGGCUUUCACGACUUUUCGAAAAGACUCCAGUUCUGCAAAGAAAAAAGAUGUGUAUACAGCAUUCAUCGCAGAGAUCCAGGUAGCUAUCACUCGUGUCUUUUCCCUCAAUUUGGAGCGAUCCUACUUCCUCAAAGUCCAGUUCCUGUACAGCAGCCAGAUAUCCGAUAAGGAAUGUCACAUGAUCGUCAUGCUCCACCGGGAAUCAAUUGGUUUAUACCGUAUACCAUUGGGCAGAGUCGGUGACAAGGGCGUUGUGAUGCGUGAUCAGCCUUCGACAGAACAGCUGACAAAAAAAUUUUACUGGUGUCAGUGGGACAUAACCAAUCAGCGACUGUAUUAUGUACACUAUCAGCGUUACGGCAAGGCAGACAGCCAACAAAUACAGCCCUUCAUCUCCAGUGUACAAUUCUAUGACGAGGCUAAACAUGACAAUGUGCUGGAUAUACCCAUCAAUUUUCCAUUCCCACAACUUCGAGCCUCACCACGACAACACUACAUGCCCUACCCAUUCCAUCAUGGCAUCCCAGACAUGUUCCUGAACAUGGUAGUCCUCACUCAGACAAAUGGGACCUUCUGUGUCUGUUACCAACUCCUAACAGAAACACCUUAUGGCGAGCGGACAAGGUCAUCUAGUCGGUCAAGGAAAUCACCAGCACAUGUAACGCCUAGCCCCUCAUCACUGAAUCUGGCCUUGUCUUCUGAGAAUGAGGAGGAGGUGAUGGAAAUAUCCUAUUAUAUCUGCAUGGUCCAUCAUGCCAAGAUCCUUCAUGGUCGAGUAUCAGGGAUUCCCUUCUCGGCUAAACACAGACUUCACUUCUCCUGGCAUAGUGACUACCUGAUGGUGAUACUACCAGGGCAUUUUGUACACCUGUUAAAUGUAGGACUGGAGUUUGAGCCCUGCCAUCACAUUCUACUUCAUGACAAGACAUUAAGAUUAAAUUCCAUAGUGAACCAAAUGCCUGUUACACCAGAGGGCAGUACUCCUUCGCCGGUUCUUCGACAGAACUCCGAGGAGGAAGUCACAGUAUCAGUUCUGUCCAGGACAACAGAGUACCUCUCUCACCUUUCCAACACCUGUCUUCAUGCCAUCCAGAAAGAUUCGCCUACAGAUUUAUACCUGUUUGAGUACACUCGUGGGGAUGUUUGGAAAGUGGCUGUAAAUACUGACACCCUAGUAAAUAUAUUUAGUGAGAGUACGAUGCAGACAACAAGGGCUGCUUUGCUGCACUAUGCACUGUUGCGUACAAGGGACUUUUGGCUCAUCAAACGGUUAUUUGAGAUGAUUAGCAAUGACAUUGCAAGUGCAGAAGUUCCUGGACUGAUGGCUGAGUUCUUAGCUGGGACGACCUACUCCAGUAUGAGACGACAGGUAGACAGGGAAUGUCUGAGGUUACUUCCCUUUACAGUGACUGACACCUUCAGAUCACAGUGUGAUAAAAGUUGGGACGGUGUGAUGCAGGCAAGGGUCACAUUCUCUGCACUCAGAUCUGUCAAGAUAGGCACACGUACAGCCCAGGAUAGACAGCGUCAUGGCAACGUCGGAGACGACAUGUGGGACACACUACGUCGUCACUUACAAUGGAUGCAGAUCAACGACUGCACUCGUCGCUUCUCAAACAGUGUUAUACACAAGGCUAAUCACCAGCUGGAGAAUGGGUUUUGGGCAAAGAGCGGAAUCAAGGACCAGUCCACCAGUAUAGCCAAGACGUUCCUCAAUACUUUCAACACACGCAUUAACAGUUCAAGGACAGACUCACCCUCACCAGCUUCAAUGAUUGAUGGUAGUAAGAGAGUGCGACCAGACACAGUGUUGGGCCUUGCCCCCCCUUUCCUACAAAGUAGCCUCACAACUGGGGUGUCAGACAGUAUUAUGGCUUUGACAAAAGAUCUUCUCAGCAAUCAUUUGAAUCGACACAUGAGGAAAGAGUCGAAGAGCAAAGCACAAAGUGUAGCCAAAGAGUAUGUGUAUUGUCAGCUCCAGCAGUCUCGUCAGUUGUGUCACCUCCUGUGGAACCUCCGUGGUCCAUUGCUACCAUACACUGACCUUGACUUUCUGCCCAACCUACUUGACCCCUGUACAGAGGAUGAGUAUGAACUGUUCCAGUUGUUUGAAAGAUAUUACCUUGCAUGUCAGGACCAUGUCUUCCCCUUACUUCAAGGAUUUUCGUCCUACUUCACCACUUUAGGAGCACGGAGCCUGAACAAAAGUUUGUUCUUCCAAUACAUAGACCGAGGGGUUCUACGACUGACUGGAGAUUUCAUGGCCCAAGUUUUAGGAGAUUUACCUGAUGACAGUGACAAUGUCACAUUCAAGCAGCAGCUGAUAUCCCGACUCCCUGUGGAUUUGGCAGAAGAAUGUUACAGACAGUGGAACCAUCCAAUAUGUCAGAAAUACCUGGCCAAGAAACAGGUCACACAACUACUGACAGGUGGAGUAUAUACAGGAGCAUCAGACAAAACAAUGGACGUUGCACAGGACCAGUCAGUACCCAGCCAAACCAGAGGUGCGGACAAUAUCAGUGUAAGCAGUACCCAUGACUCCAUGUUUUUUUCACCUCUGGUUUCAUUCCUACAACUCCUCGAGAAACUAGAUGUAGCACAGCGGUUAAAGUCGGAUGGCAAGGUACCUUUCCAGCGGAGCCCUCUUGAUGUCCAUUUUCUGGAGGAUGUAGCACUCCACCACACUCGGACAGAGACUAACUAUGACCUCAGUACAGUUAACUUCUGAUCAGCUGUGUAUAUUGACCAGAGAGAAUAGGUUUUCAGGCAACUUUAUAAGCAUAUCUUACAGACAUACACAAUGUUGUCACUUUAAUGUUUCACAUGCAUACUCUGAAAUCCAUUUUGAUAUGUUAUCGAUUAGAGAAGUAUGUGUUAUUAACUGAUGAUGUGUUAUUAACU